AUGGAGACAAACCGGACCAUUCCGAACCCGGCUCGCCUUCUAGCAAAAGAAAACCCGAUCUCACGACCGUCUCGACCGGCCAGGCUGAAAACCCUGCAAACAGGGGCAGGUCGAGGUCGACGGUGGCGCUGCUGCUGGAAGUGGAGGGAUCAGAAGCCCCACCCCGGCAAGGUCAUCGAGCGGCGGAAGAUACCCAACGACUAUGAGUACUACGUCCACUACACCGAGUUCAAUAGGAGGCUCGAUGAGCGGGUUAAACUUGAGCAACUUGAUCUUGGUACUAUGGAGACUGAUCUUUAUGAGGAGGAAGACAAGGUGACAAGCUUGAAAAUGACGCGUCAUCAGAAACGGAAGAUUGAUGAGACACAUGUUGAGCAUGGUGAUGAGGAGCUUGAUGCUGCUAGUUUACAAGAACAUGAGGAGUUUACAAAAGUCAAAAACAUUGCAAAAAUAGAACUUGGCAGAUAUAAGAUAGAUACAUGGUACUUCUCUCCUUUUCCACCAGACUACAGUGACUCUCCAAAACUGUUUUUCUGUGAAUUUUGCCUCAAUUUCAUGAAGUGCAAAGAACUGCUUCAGAGGUAUAUGCGUAAAUGUGACCUUAAGCAUCCUCCAAGUGAUGAGAUAUACAGAAGUGGAUCCCUUUCUAUGUUUGAGGUUGAUGGCAAGAAGAACAAUGUUAUUUGGCUAAAUUGUUUCUUGACCACAAGACCCUUUAUUAUGAUGUUGAUUUAUUUCUUUUCUAUGUUCUUUGUGAAUGUGAUGAUUGAGGUUGCCACAUGGUUGGUUAUUUCUCAAAGCUUAUGAGCUUUCAAAGGAGGAGGGUAAAGUUGGAACCCCAGAGCGACCACUAUCUGAUCUUGGACUGUUGAGCUAUAGAGGGUAUUGGACUAGGGUUCUUCUAGACAUCUUUAAAAAGCACAAGGGCAACAUCUCCA
Molecule: messenger RNA, 938 nt
Organism: Musa acuminata AAA Group (dessert banana)
Lineage: Eukaryota; Viridiplantae; Streptophyta; Magnoliopsida; Zingiberales; Musaceae
Product: putative MYST-like histone acetyltransferase 1
Exons: 7
Coding region: 1-807 (268 amino acids)
Biological process (GO): positive regulation of transcription by RNA polymerase II; negative regulation of DNA-templated transcription
Cellular component (GO): chromatin
Molecular function (GO): transcription coregulator activity; histone acetyltransferase activity
Source: RefSeq, a predicted model, not a curated record